GAAAUAAACAGAGUCGAGCUGUGAGGAGAGAGGACGGUCCUCCUCCUCCUCCUCCUCCUCCCUCUCUCCCUAUCUCUCUCUCUCUCUCUCUCCCUCUCCCUCACUCUCGCGCGCUAUCAGUCCAUCCUCCUCCAGCCCGGUCCUUCAUGGAGCGGAAUUAUCCCGCAGCAGGAUUCGGAGACCUCGGGGCUGGGACGGGAUGGACCUACGACAGACCGGCCAAGGCCAGCUUCAUGUAUGGGAGCUCCAGGUCAGCCCACCCAGACUCAGAACUUUUCCACCGGCAGCCCUAUGCCCCACCUCACCCCCUCCAAGGCUAUGCAACCAACCACCACCCUGGCAGCUCGAGGCAGGGCGGAGCCUGGGGUGCUGCUGGACACGCACUCAGUCUGUCGGGACUGUUUGACACGAGUCUCCACCACCCCAGUCCUUCAGGUCCUGACUCCUCUGUCAUGAACCUGAUUUCAGCUCUGGAGUCUCGGGGUCCACAGCCGACACCCUCUGCCUCCUCCCUCCUGUCUCAGUUUAGGACACCUUCAUGGCAGACUGCCAUGCAUACACCUGCCCCUGCAGAACUGUUUAUUUCAGGAGCACUCCCARGUUCUGGGUCCUUCGCCACCUCCUCGCCCAUCUCUGCGUACCAACAUCCUGGCUCUUUUUCUGGACGGUCAUUCACGCCUUCUCUGACCUUACAGGAUGCUCGAACAUUUAGCCCAACGGCGAAUGGUCUGCUAUCCCCCCAUGAUCCUCUGCUGCACAUUAAAGCAGCCUCCCAGUCCACCUUAGACUUUGACCGCUUGCUCGCCUCUCAGAGUGCCACAUACAGGGACUCCCAGGAGUCCCCAGCCCCUCCUCAGACCCAAGUUCCACCCACCUCCUCCAGUUGUCACCUGCCCCCUCACCAGUUCAACCUGUUGUCUUCCCAGCUUCAUAACCAGUCCUCUCAGCUCUACAAUGCCUCCAUGUUCUCCACCUCAGGCAUGCCACCUGCAGCACCAUUACAGCUACAACUCCCUCCAGACAGGGGAGUUUCUCGACAGGACAGUGUAAUCAAACAUUACCAGAGUUCACCCCCAGCUCAUUCAUCAGCCCUACAGCAGUAUGCUAGCUGUGGUGGAUCUUCUGACUACCAGCAGAUAGUUAGCCACCACCACCACCAAGCUGGAAUGUCCUGUAGUCCUUUGGGAGAACAGAGUCCACCCACUGAGCCCAAACCUUCGCAGCAAUUGGAAUCUCAAACAUAUCAACCAACUAUUCAAAGUCCCUAUGCUCCCUCAUCCUCCAGCUCCUCAGCACUUGCUUCAUCUGCCACGAAGGGACCAACGAGUUCCACUAACUCCACAAGUGGUUACUCCUCAUCUAGCUCAGCAUCUUCCUCUUCUCGUGCCCCUCACACACCCCCAUCAGGCUCCUCCACCUCCUCUAGUUCCAAGACAAGCAGCGAUUCCUUGUCUGCACUGUCUUGUCAGCAGCCACCUCCGCCUCCUCUGCAAGUGUCCUCCAGUUGUGUGCAGCAACCUUCUGCCAAACAAUGCCUGUCCAACUAUGGCUCUCAGUCUGUGGCCAAUUCUAGCACUGGCCUAUCAGACCAAACCCCUGCCCAGCCCCACUCUCAGUCCUAUUCUCCCAGCCAGCCUCCAUCUUCACACUUGGCCCAGCCCUUCAAAGGAUUCAGCUCACCUACUGCCCAGGACUUGAAUUCUGGACCUGGGCUUUCCGGGGUAAAAGCUUACACUGGUGUAGGUGCAGGAGGACGCUCUUUUUCUGCAGAAAUAGUUUUUGAGGACCCGAGUUUUGGCUCAUCUUCUAUUAGAAGAGCAAGCAGCCCAUCCUUAGGGUAUGGCACAGAAUCAGCCAGGAGUGGAAGUAUAUCAGGAGCAGCCACACAUAGAAGUGGUGUUGGAUCUGCAGGAUCUGGGAGCGAGACUGUUGAUGGUAAUGAAAACUCUGGCUCUUACCAUCUGCCCAAGUCAAAUAGAUCGCCUGUGAGUUCUCUCAAUCAAUCAGUACUGCAGUCUCCUACUGCUCAUCCUGCAAAGUCCCCUGGAGGCUCAGGGGCCACAAAAUACAUGUCCUCUGUCCUGUCUCCUGCAUUCAUGCCUUCACCACAAGGUUUCCCCGACACAAGACCGACUCAAAGCCAGUCCUACCACUCAACAGCAACCAAGCCAAAAGCAGAGGCUAACGUGUUGGCAGCUGAAUGCUCUCAACAUGAGGAAGAAGAUGCUGAUGAAUUCUUAAUCCAACACUUACUACACACACAGACCUCAACCCCUCAGCUCUCUCAGCGUCAGUCACAUUCUCAACAACUACCCCAGUCUAUGUCACAAUCUAUCUCCCAGGCUAGGGAAGAGGAAGACAAAGCAAUGAGCUAUGAAAUUAACCAGCUCUCAGAUGAUCGAUAUCACCCUCACAGUGUUAUUCGUACCAAUAAUUCCAUCAGCACUGCUGGUACUACAACAGCCAUUAGUGACACAACAAGUGGCUUAAACAGACAGUUAGAGGUGUCUCAGAAAAAACAAACCAAGUCCGAGUUGGCCCCUACUGAAGGGUUUUCAAAAUCCCUUCCCCAUAAUACCCAGUCUCACCAACAACAGCACGAGUCUUUGGGCUCUGUUGGUCAUUACAGAAGAGGAGACCCUUAUACACAGCACCCCCAUUCCCAACAUCCCCACCACACCACACAUGUGUCCACACAUUCCCAGUCAUGCACACAACAAAUUUCCCAGCAUGCUCGGCACACUCAACAUCCACAACAUUCUCACCACCUUCACUCAGCUCCUCACUUACACAGCCACUCUCACAUGGAGCUAAAGAAACUGUCCAACACCAAUGACAGCGGCUACUUGUGCAACACUCCAGAUGCACAGCAGGCUCUGCAAAGUCAGGGACCCCUCUCCUUGAUGGCUUCAUCACCAGAGCUCCCUCAGUCAACACACAUGCUACAGUCUGUGCUUUCUCAUACCACCCACACCAAGAUGGACCCUCAGCAAGUCCUAAACCAGGAGCAGCAGCAGCGACACCACUCUUUGAGCCAGCCAGGCAUUAUGGGUGCAGGGCCUGGUGGAGUUGAGUCCCAUUCACAAAAUCAGUCUUCUCAGUUGCAGCUCAAGCUACAAAACCGCUGCAUAGAUACCCACUACAGUCUUACAGCCCAAACAAGAGAUCAAAGCCAAGGCAGUCAGAACUCAUUGUCUCCUCUGGACAUGCUAGAUCAGUCUCUGUCCCAGGCAAGCAGCUUAGACAGUGGUGGACCGCUGGACAGGACUAGUGUUGGGGUGACUGUUCCAGCAGGGGAGGGCGAUGGUGGAGACAGACACAGACAGCAGCAAAGACUUACCCCUCAUCCUCACUCUCAGCAGAAAGCCUCAGAUCUAAACAAUUUCCUUGCUGAACCAGAUCUGGGUGUGUCUACACCUUCACACCUUCACCACCUGAACCAGCCCCAAGCUCAUGCCCACUCCCACACUCUGCAUGAGCAACACUCACACAACCACCAUCACACACAGUUAACUCAUUCACACCCACACCAGAUGGCAACCAAUAUGGAGACUCCCCAACAACAGCCUCAAAACCAAACCAGAGAGCAUGAAACCCAACUCACACAUUCCCAGCUGAACUCACUCAAAACCCACCAGUUUGACGCAUUGAGCUCAGAUGAUAAAGGACAGAGUCAAGUUCAGCAACGAUUUCCACCUCUAACAUCAAUCUGCUUUCCAGACUCCCUCUUACAAGAUGAGGAUCGUUCUUUCUUUCCUGAGAUGGAGGACAUGUUCUGUACGUCUGAUUACAAGUCAAGCUGUACAGUGGACUCUGGGGCAGUACGAGAUGUUCAAGAAAAUCUUAACCAGAGUCACAUUCGGGCACAAGAGCGUAUAGAAGCCUUAAAGGCAGGAGGUGCUGGAGAGGGAUAUGAUAUGGUUAGUCAUCACAGUGAUCAAGGCUACAGAGAGUACUGUCACAGUCUCCCAGGAACAGGAGAUGGCAGCCUUCAUUUAGAUCUUGGCUCCUUGAAGUCUCAUGAACUUCCUUCUACUGUGAACACUGACCAGCUUGGCCUUAUCCAGUCCCAAACUCCAUCUCUGGGACUGGGUUCACCAACUCAAGGGAAUGGCUCAGCUAACAAGAUGAUGGGAGCUGUAGCUGGAAGUUCCAACACUAGUGGUUUGACUUCACCUAUCUUCUGCUCCUCACGACCCAAGAAACUAUUGAAGACCAGCUCGUUUCACUUGCUCAAACAGCGACGUGAGCCACAACCACAAGCAAAGAAAAAUUAUGCACAGGAGUAUGAAUUUGAGGAUGAUGAAGAUAAGGCUGAUGCUCCAGCGGAUAUUCGCCUCAACAGCCGACGACUUUCAGACUUGUUGCCUGACUUGGUUUCUAGUUGUAGGAAGGCUGGUGGGACCUCAGGAGUCUGUGGGGUCAGUCCAAUAAUGGGUGACAUGGACUUCUGUCACCCUUCCAGCUACACUUCCUUUGGGCACCCAUCUCAGAUUGUCCCCCAUGAUGGCCCUAAGAAAAGAGGCAGGAAACCAACUAAGCCAAAGCGUGAAGGUCCUCCUCGACCGCGAGGUAGACCACGCAUACGUCCUCUUCCUGAACCCUCAUACUGCAGAGGGUUAAUGGGAUCAGUGACUGGAGAGACAAGAAGAGGACGUGGGCGAGGUCGAGGACGUGGAAGACGAGAGGAAGGGCUGGUGGAGACUCAUAGAGACGUACACAAAGCACAAAACCUUCCCUAUCAUCUUCAGCAUCAACAGCAACAGUACGGCCAACAGCAACAUUUGCAGCAACAACUACAACAAAGCUACAGCCAACAGACAGACCUCCAUCAAGCUCUCCACCAACAGCCUCAGCACCACCUGCUUCAUCAGCCGCAGCAAGUUUCCUGUUCCCACCACCAGCUGCAGCAUCAACAGCACCAUAAAACAACCCUACAAACCCAGCAGGACCCAGUCAGACCCAUCAAGAUCAAGUUGCCUGUUUCCAGCUUGCCUCCACCAGAGUCCUUGUUGAGGACAGACUCUCUGUCCAGCAGUGAGCCCAUUCUGUCAGAUGGAUCAGUGGGAUCAGCACCAUCUCUAGGCAUGAGCCCCCAACCGAGUGCCACAAUGAACUUGAACAGAAGUGAUCACGACCAGAUACAAGACAAGAUGAUGACUCAGCAACAGCAGAGAGCUGGAGAG
This is a messenger RNA of Austrofundulus limnaeus, 5186 nucleotides long. It is a transcript of the gene prr12b, whose product is annotated as proline rich 12b. The record is from RefSeq and is a predicted model, not a curated record. NCBI's taxonomy places the organism in Eukaryota, Metazoa, Chordata, Actinopteri, Cyprinodontiformes, Rivulidae.